Messenger RNA from Gadus chalcogrammus (walleye pollock), 3411 nucleotides. RefSeq lists its product as uncharacterized. Lineage: Eukaryota; Metazoa; Chordata; Actinopteri; Gadiformes; Gadidae. The coding region runs from base 201 to 896 and encodes 231 amino acids. The transcript is spliced from 2 exons. The record is from RefSeq and is a predicted model, not a curated record.
CAGCGUCCUCUAGUGGCAAAGAGCCACCCAGGACAGCGUCCUCUAGUGGCCCAGAGCCACCCAGGACAGCGUCAUCUAGUGGCAAAGAGACACCCAGGACCGCAUCCCCAGGUGACCAUAACAAUCAGACGACGACGGAUUCCAUUCACCAGAAGCCGUCCCAUCUCAUCCGUUCCAGCAAAGGGCAGUCGAAUUCCAGUAUGAUCUCAAAAUCCACUAUAACCGGCAGACAUUCUACAGAUUCUAAAAGAGACACAUUCUCAGACCCUUCUGGGAGCACAAAGGAGUCGGCAAGGCAACAGAUCCGCAAAGAAUUGAGGGAUAACUAUGUCUCAACCAGAAAAUCACUGCAGCACAGCUCUGGGCCAGAGGACACAAGGCAACAUGCGUCCAAGCAGAAGAACACUGCGUCCGCCACCCCGCUGAUGAAGAGGACCAAGAAUCAGGCGAUGCGGAUGCCAAGCGGUUGGCCUCAGCGGAACAUCUCCGCGGAAGUCCCCAGGAGCGAGGAAAAAGACAGAGUUCCGGAGUUGGAGGAGGAACCACCAAGCGGGUUGAAGCCAGGUGACCAAGUGUACCUAAAGGGGUUCAGGAGAAGAUACAAAGUCACCAACGCAACACAAACAUUCUUCCAGGUGGAAGGAAGUGCCACGUGGUAUCACCUCAGCCACUGCACAAGAGCCGCUCAACCUAGGACAAGGGAACAGCGUGUGGAGGAGCGUGAGAAGGAGCCAGAUGCAGACAUGCCUGGGGCUGACCAGCUACCACAGGACCAGACCCAGCCGAGCCAGGAGCAACAGCUACACGAUGAUGCUGAAAAUGGCGAGCUUGCUCCUGAUCCUCUACGGGUUGGGCCAGAUUCCACUGGCUCAAGGACAGGACCAGAGGAAGGAUGAAACGGAGACAACGCAGAUCUGGAAAAGCCAGGAAUCAGGGGCUGGUACUGAAGGAAGCGUAAGAGAAACACAGGAAAAUCCAGCCCUGACACAUUCAGGAAUAGUUAAAAAGGAAGAUAGAAUAGUCUUGUAUGCUCAGAAACCACUGCAAAACCAAGUUAAUACAUUUGUUUUUACUGUUAUGUCAGGUAACCAAUCAUUAUGUGCAUUAACUUUCCACCGGAUGCAUGAACUAGCUCAGAGGAAAAGUCAGUGUGAAGUGCAUAUUCAGCCAAAACCAAUUAAAUGGUGUUUAACAGUAAAGUCAAUAAAGACAUGGGACUACAAAAGCGAGUAUGAAUUACAUAUGAAAGGAUAUUUGCUUCUUGAAGUAGUCUCAGAAAGAACGUUCAAUUUUACACUAGAAAUAGAAGACCCUUGUCUAAUCAAAAAUCAACAGGGUAAGGUCGUUGAAAUCGAACACAGCAAUUCAGUAUAAGCUUCAGAUAAUGACAGAGUAAACACAACCACAGCCACCGAUAAAGUAGAUCAACCUCCAGUUAGAGAUAAUGGGAAAGAUUCACUUGUAACCGCUGAUGGAUUAAAUUCGACUCUAGAUGCAAGUAAGAUUAAUGAAACUUCAGAUAUCAGUGAUUUAGCACAACCUUCAGUCACUAAUGUAACUUAUAUUAGAGAGGAAACAACAAUACUAGCAACCACUAGUCUAACUCCAAUUCGAGAAGAAAACCACAAUCAUGAGUGAGCAAAUAAACAAACUAGCAACAAAUGGUACAGCAGCUACUGUUCAGAGUAAGAUAAGACUAACAACAAGGAUGGCAGAAGUAGAGGUGACCUCAACAAUAAUACCAAAAGAGAAUAACAUAGAAGCCCUGGCAACCGCAAUAACAAUGGUCAAUUCCGAAACUAUGAUAAAUGAGAUCGCAAUAUCAACUUUCACAUCCGAAACUAUUGCGGUUGGAAUCUUAACAUCGACACCCAUGUCUCUUGAAGAGACUCUAGUAGAGCAGACAAACAUUCCUGAGGAUGAAAAGGAUGUUGAAAGUAUUGGUCGCCACUCAACAGCAAGAACCCUAAAACUGUAUAAACCUGACCCCUAUGGACGCAUUAGGGUAAGGACGGCAGACCGGUUGUUCAGACAAGCAAAAGAAAAUCGGUGGUAUAAAUAAUACCAAACAAAUGUUCAUGUUGAAGUGGGAUUAGAAUGUUAUCAAAACGAUGCCAGCGAUGUAGGUAGUAUACCAGAGGAACAAUGUAAAAUAAUUUGGAAUGUCACACUAUUCGAUAUCGACGGGAAAGGACUGUCAGGUCAACCACCUGCGAUCAAAAUUGUUCAGCUUUUACCAGGCUCUCGGCAGAAGUCUAGGGAGAACUAUAUGGAAAUGUUGUGGAGAGCUAGGGCAUUCGUAAGCCAGGACAGAGUGGUGGCAGAUCAGUUUUGGCUCUGCGGCAAUAAAAUGUUUCGUCCUAUACUUGCUGAGAUGUGGAGACGUAGAUGCGCAAAAGUGCAAGUGGUUACAGAGAUUUCAAUAUUACCAUCAAUAAAUGAUGCUGUUGGUAACUCAGAAAGUAAUAACCUAAACGGGCGGAAAAGAGCAUAUGAACCAGACGAGAACAUAAAAAUUGAUAAAAUAGGACAACCCAGAGGCAUACCCAAUAAAUUCAAGGCACGAAGUGAAAUAGCAGCAGGAUUUAAGGCACUACUGCCAGCAAUCGGAAUUGCCAAAAAUGCGGAAUGGAUCAAUUUCAAAGGUUUAUCAACUACACGGAUGAUGCUUUAUCCGCUUGAGGGCAAAUAACUGACAGCCACAAGCGCUGUGGCUUGGCAGAACAGACAGGCCUUAGAUUGGCUCUUAGCAGAAAAGAGAGGAGUUUUUGCUCUUAUAGGUGAAAUGUGCUGUGCCUUCAUCCCAAAUAAUACUACUCCAGAUGGAUCAUUCACACUCGCGAUGUAUAAUCUAAAACCUUAAGAAAGGAGUGAAAGGAUAAUGCAGGCCAUGACCAGGGAAUGUUUGGAUGAAUAGAAACAAGGUUUGGUAUGUGGGGGAUGGUGCUAGCCAAAAUAGGUAUAGUGCUUUUGAUAGUACUAACAGUGGUAGGAUUGAUUUUCUGCUGUUGUAUUCCGAUAGUCAGAUAUGUGAUAGCAAUAGCAUCCAGGCUUUCUAAGGAGAUGGCCCUCAUGGUGACUGGCAUAGAUGAGUCGGAUGAUUGGGAGAGGAAGCUCUAAGGGGAGAUAGAUCAGAUUGAAACUAGAGAGGAGAGCGGAAUGUGAGAAUCGGACACCAGGAGGAGGUCUUAGGUCAAACUGGUGACCUCUCCAUGUAGGCCAUACCCUUUGCAGACAGAGUGAACAAAUGGACAUUGGACUCAUGGGCUCCAGGGCCUGAUGACUGCGAACAGGAGCAGCAACUACGACAAUGUCCAAAACCCCCCACAUGUAUCCAGCUCACCAAUACAUGAAGAUCACCAGAGCCAUCUUUUGAGUAUAUUAUUAUGUCACAUAUUUCUGAAAUGCUGA